Molecule: messenger RNA, 884 nt
Organism: Anopheles maculipalpis
Lineage: Eukaryota; Metazoa; Arthropoda; Insecta; Diptera; Culicidae
Gene: Dtwd2
Product: tRNA-uridine aminocarboxypropyltransferase 2
Exons: 2
Coding region: 3-791 (262 amino acids)
Source: RefSeq, a predicted model, not a curated record
UGAUGAGUGAAUUAGCUUUAGAAUCAUCGGCAUGGGAUGAUUUAGCCAAUAUCCCUGCGGAUCCACCUAGGAUGAGGCCCCUGUGCACGAAAUGCUGCCGUCCCGUACAAGUAUGCUGGUGUUCAGCGCUUCCCGCCCAACCACUUAGUCCCGGUGGUCGCAUAGUACUCCUACAACAUCCUGCCGAAGAAAAACGAUCCCUACGGACUGCUCCCAUGCUAUCCGUCGGACUCGCACCUGGAAAGUGUCUCAUUUACAAGGGGAAAAGAUUCCCCCGUCACGAUCAGGAACUGGAAGCGAUUUUGGCAGACAACCGUUCCCUAUUGCUCUAUCCGAGUGCCAGUUCUGUUCCGAUCGAACAGAUCGAUCCUACCGAGGGUCCGUACAAUUUGAUACUAAUCGAUGGCACUUGGCCACAGGCGAAAGCUAUCUAUCAUAGCUCAUCGGCACUGCAUGGGAUGCGACAGGUGAAGCUCGUCACGUCCGGCACCAGCAGCUACAUCAUACGGACCCAGCCUACGGAAGGUUGUCUCAGCACGUUGGAAACAGCCAUUGAAGCACUUAGCGUACUCGAACGGGAUGAUCGCUAUCGGGAACAGUUACUGCAGCCACUGCACAUGCUGUGUCAAUUUCAGCUCGCAAACGGAGCAGUUACGCACCAGUCGAAAGAGUUUCUCAUACGCCACAAUCAGUACCCGAAGCUGAUCGGGCGACGGUUGAAUCGGUUGCUAAAGCAGGCGGACAACUUUAAAGACGAUACGACGGAUCCUACGGAAAGCCAAUCAUCGUAGCACAAACGAAACACGGUCGUUUACUUUUUUGUAAUUUUAUUAUACCACUUUAUAUUGUACUGAUUUCGUAACAUAAAAUAGAGCAUAGCUUUA